GAGCAGUUGCCGCAAGGUCGGUUUUGGACCCACCUGCAAUUACAAAAUUCGUUCUUUCACAUAUAUUAAAAUUAUCAAAGGGUUUAUUUUCUGUUUUUUUGUGCUUUGGACCAUAUUUUCUUUCCAAAAUACUCUCUCUAUCUUCCCCUUUUUUGCUCACUUUCUCAAUUAGAAGCAUAAAAUUAUACUCUUUAAUCAUGUUUCUUUACACUUGUUUCAUUCCAUUGCUGUAAUGAUGCACUCAACAGGCUGAUUUUGUGGCCCUCUUUCUCUCUCCAGUUUUCUGGUAGCAGUUUUUCUUAUCUUUUUGUGUCAACUUUUUAUAAUUUUUUUCUGGGUUUUUGAUAAAGACAUUGAUGUUAGUGACGCUUCUACUUCAAGCAAGGUUGAUUCUUCAAAACACCCACUAAAAAAGGGGAAUUUUUAGUUUUAUUGCAGCUUAUUAUUUAAGCUAAGCUCAAAAAACAAAAACCCAUGAAUUUUAACACACAAAUCUUCAAAAUCAAGCUUAACUAAUCCAAACCCGGUUUCUCUUUUGAACCCAAAUCUUCAAAGUUCAUCGAUUUUUGAUGAUUUAAGAGCUAAAAAAGAAGGGGGGAUUUUUCAAUUUUAUUGCUGCUUAUAGUUAAUUGCAGCUAAACUCAAAUAUCCCAUGAAUUUUUAAACACUCAAAUCAUCAAAUUCAAUUUAAACUGAUCCAAACCCAGUUUCUCUUUUGAAUCCAAAAUCACCAUUUUUGAUGAUAUAAGAGCUUUUGAACCUAUAUUUAAUGCAAAAAUGGCGGAUGUUGGAAGGUCUGGAUCAUGGAAAGAGGAACUAGCUAGUUUAGUAGAUGAUGGGCUAAGAUAUAAUAAUGGAGAUCCAUUUAUAGCAGCACCACCUUCAUCAUCUUCUUCAAUGGAGGAUUCUAAGUAUAAUUUUGAAGCUCAUUUUGAAGGAGAGAGAAGAGAACAACAUGAGGAAGAUUUGAAGGAUCAAAUUAAGGGGUUUGCUAAAGCAUGGGGUGAAUUGUUGUUAGACCUUUCAAGAGGGUGUAAAGAUAUUGUACAACAAAGUUUAGUGGAUGAGGAUUCUUAUUUUGUUCAAAACUUUGGACCUCCUUUGGCUAAGAUUUCUACUAAAUUAAGGUUUUUGAAUGAUUAUUUGCCUGAAGAUCGUGACCCUCUUCAUGCUUGGCCUGUUGUUUUUUUCGUUUUCAUCCUUGCUCUUGCAGUACUGAAUGUAAAUAAUGCACACGAUAUUCCGACUCCAAUUGUGAAGAAAAUGCUUAUACAUCCUCCUAGUGCUAGCACUAUACUACUCCCAGAUGGUCGGCAUAUAGCAUAUCUUGAACAAGGCGUACCAGGCAACAGAGCUAGAUUUACCCUGAUUUCUCCUCAUGCAUUUCUCUCUUCCAGACUUUCAGGUAUACCUGGAAUCAAGGCCUCUCUACUGGAAGAAUAUGGUGUUCGGUUGAUAACAUAUGAUCUUCCUGGAUUUGGUGAGAGUGACCCUCAUCCUUCAAGAGACCUCAACUCAUCAGCCAUGGAUGUGCAGCACCUGGCAAAUGCUUUAGGUGUGAAUGAUAAGUUCUGGGUGUUUGGAUACUCUAGUGCAGCAAUGCAUGCAUGGGCCGCAGUCAAGUAUAGCUCAAACAGAGUUGCUGGUGCAGCAUUUGUUGCUCCUAUGAUCAAUCCGUAUGAGUCGAGCAUGACAAAAGAAGAGACAAGUAAGACAUGGGAAAGGUGGGAGCAUAAGAGGAAGCUUAUGUUCUCCACAGCAAGGAGAUUUCCUCGUUUUCUUUCGUAUUUUUAUAGCAGAAGCUUCUUUUCUGGAAAGCACGGAAAACUUGAGAAGUGUUUCUCCCUGAAAGUCGGUAAUAAAGAUAAGGCUCUGAUUGAAAGUGCAAAUUUUGAAGAAUUUUGGCAAAGAGAUGUGGAAGAGUCUGUAAGGCAACGGCGCAUGAAAUCAUUCAUUGAGGAAGCCGUGUUACAAGUGUCUGACUGGGGUUUUAGCCUAGCCGAUUUACAGAUGAGGAGGAGGUGUCCAGGUAAAGGGAUCCUUCCAUGGCUGAAGUCCUUAUACAGGCAAGCAGAAUGUGAAUUAACUGGAUUUUCGGGGCCAAUCCACAUAUGGCAGGGUUUAGAUGAUCACGUUGUACCACCAUCAAUGGCUCAAUACGUACAUCGCAUACUACCGGAUGCUACCUUGCAUUUGCUUCCAAGUGAAGGUCACUUAUCUUUCUUAUACUUCUGUGAUGAGUGUCACAGAACGAUACUGUCCAAACUUUUUGGAGAUCCACUGGGUCCAUUCGAUAACACUACAGAUAAUACAGAAGAUACAGAUCAGGUAUCGGUUAACAAACCUCAAGAAGCGUCUGCUGCUGAUGCCACCCAAGAAUGAGGCUACAUACCAAUUUUUUUUCUACUCUUUACCUUUUUGUUUUUAACACUCAGGAACUUUAUUUUGUCAGAUUAACGGUGCCGUGUAUAUAUGUCAGCUUUGCUCCAUGGCCUGUGGAGUAAAGGAAAGCGAGGUUUAAUUAGUAUCCUCACUGAGAAUUUAUUGCAAUCUUAUUCAGAGAUGAAUUAUUUUGCUUCAGGCUGGAAAUAAGUUGAGUUAUGAUCACGUUCGAUAAGCAGGUUAUUGUUCCUUA
Messenger RNA from Beta vulgaris subsp. vulgaris (sugar beet), 2635 nucleotides. RefSeq lists its product as hypothetical. Bases 778 to 2382 code for a protein of 534 amino acids. Lineage: Eukaryota; Viridiplantae; Streptophyta; Magnoliopsida; Caryophyllales; Amaranthaceae. The record is from RefSeq and is a predicted model, not a curated record. The transcript is spliced from 6 exons.